This is a messenger RNA of Galeopterus variegatus (Sunda flying lemur), 5849 nucleotides long. It is a transcript of the gene CDC42BPG, whose product is annotated as CDC42 binding protein kinase gamma (DMPK-like). Bases 1 to 4752 code for a protein of 1583 amino acids. NCBI's taxonomy places the organism in Eukaryota, Metazoa, Chordata, Mammalia, Dermoptera, Cynocephalidae. Gene Ontology annotation, molecular function: ATP binding; protein serine/threonine kinase activity. Gene Ontology annotation, cellular component: cytoskeleton; cytoplasm. The record is from RefSeq and is a predicted model, not a curated record. Gene Ontology annotation, biological process: peptidyl-threonine phosphorylation; actomyosin structure organization. The transcript has 39 exons.
AUGCGGACAAAGGUGUGGCUGCCCGGAUGGAGGGCUAGUCCCCACACCGCCUCCUCCCCCGCUGCCACCAUGCUAGGCUCUACUUACUUCCUGCGGGCCCCGCCCCUGCCACGCCCCCAUGAGGCCCAGAUUCCUCAGCGGCUGGCGCGGGGCGAGGCCGGCGACGGCCCGGGGCUCGACGGCCUCCUGGAUCUGCUGCUGGGGCUGCACCACGAGCUCAGCAGCGCCCCCCUGCGGCGGGAGCGCAACGUGGCACAGUUCCUGAGCUGGGCCAGCCCCUUCGUAACAAAGAUGAAGGAGCUGCGUCUGCAGAGAGAUGACUUUGAGAUCCUGAAGGUGAUCGGCCGAGGGGCCUUUGGGGAGGUUGCUGUGGUGAGGCAGAGGGACAGUGGGCAGAUUUUUGCCAUGAAAAUGCUGCACAAAUGGGAGAUGCUGAAGAGGGCCGAGACGGCCUGUUUCCGGGAGGAGCGGGACGUCCUCGUGAAGGGGGACAGCCGUUGGGUGACUGCUUUGCACUAUGCCUUCCAAGAUGAGGAGUACCUGUACCUGGUGAUGGACUACUAUGCUGGUGGGGACCUGCUCACGCUGCUGAGCCGCUUCGAGGACCGCCUCCCGCCCGAGCUGGCCCAGUUCUACCUGGCAGAGAUGGUGCUGGCCAUCCACUCGCUGCACCAGCUGGGCUAUGUCCACAGGGAUGUCAAGCCGGACAAUGUCCUGUUGGACAUGAAUGGGCACAUCCGCCUGGCUGACUUUGGCUCCUGCCUGCGUCUCAACAGCAGUGGAAUGGUGGAUUCGUCGGUGGCAGUAGGGACACCAGACUAUAUCUCUCCUGAGAUCCUGCAGGCCAUGGAGGAGGGCAAGGGCCACUACGGCCCACAGUGUGACUGGUGGUCGCUGGGAGUCUGUGCCUAUGAGCUGCUCUUUGGGGAGACGCCCUUCUAUGCUGAAUCCCUGGUGGAAACCUAUGGCAAGAUCAUGAACCAUGAGGACCACCUGCAGUUCCCCCCGGAUGUGCCUGAGGUGCCAGCCAGUGCCCGAGACCUGAUCCGCCAGCUGCUGUGCCGCCAGGAGGAGCGGCUGGGCCGCGGCGGGCUGGAUGACUUCCGGAACCACCCCUUCUUUGAAGGCGUGGACUGGGAGAGACUGGCAACCAGCAGUGCCCCCUAUAUCCCUGAGCUUCGCGGGCCCGUGGACACCUCCAACUUCGACGUUGAUGAUGACACCCUCAACCAUCCAGGGACCCUGCCGCCACCCUCCCAUGGAGCCUUCUCAGGCCACCACCUGCCAUUUGUGGGCUUCACCUAUACCUCUGGCAGCUCCGGUCCUGACAGCAACUCUGAGCUGUCGGCUGCUCUGGAAUGGAAGCUUCGCUGCAUGGAGCAGGAGAAGGUGGAGUUGAGCUGGAAGCACCGAGAGGCCCUGAGCAGCCCCACAGACCAUCAGGAGCUGGAGCAGCUGCGGAAGGAAGUGCAGACUCUACAGGAGAGGCUGUCAGAGACGCUGAUGGACAGCAAGACACCCUUGUCCCAGAUGGCUGGGCCCCAUGCUGGUAGCCCAGGCCAGGACAGUAACCUACAUCAGGAGAAAGACCGGCUCCACCAGGAGCUGGCCGAGGCUCAGGCACGGCUGCAGGCUCAGGAGCAGGAGCUAUGCAGAGCCCAGAGGAGGCAGGAGGAGCUGCUCCAGAGGCUGCAGGAGGCCCAGGAGAGAGAGGCAGCCACAGCCAGCCAGACCCAGGCCCUGAGCUCCCAGCUGGAGGAAGCCCGGGAUGCCCGCAGGGAGCUGGAGGCCCAGGCAGCCACCUUGAGCCGGGAGGUGACACGGCUGCAGGGACAGUGUGAGCGAAACCUUCCAGAGUCUUCUCCGGUCAAGACCAUCCACACAGCCUCUGAGACUAAUGGCACGGGACCGACUGAGGGUGAACUGAGGAAGGAGGUGGCCACCCUGCGUGAGCAGCUGGAGCGGGCCCGCAGCCAUGAGCCGAGUGGGAAGGAGGCUCUGUGCCGGCUACAGGAGGAGAACCAGCGGCUGAGCCGGGAGCAGGAGCGGCUGGCAGAAGAACUGGAGCAGGAGCAGCAGAGCAAGCAGCAGCUGGAGGGCGAGCGGCGGGAGACGGAGAGCAACUGGGAGGCCCAGAUUGCCGACAUCCUCAGCUGGGUGAAUGAUGAGAAGGUCUCCAGAGGUUACCUGCAGGCCCUGGCCACCAAGAUGGCUGAGGAGCUGGAGUCCUUGCGGAACGUGGGCACCCAGACACUCCCUUCCCGGCCACUGGACCACCAGUGGAAGGCACGGCGGCUGCAGAAGAUGGAGGCCUCAGCUAGGCUGGAGCUGCAGUCAGCGCUGGAGGCUGAGAUCCGUGCCAAGCAGGGCCUGCAGGAGCGGCUGGCGCAGGUGCAGGAGGCCCAGCUGCAGGCUGAGCGCCGUCUGCAGGAGGCCGAGAAGCAGAGCCAGGCCCUGCAGCAGGAGCUGGCUGUGCUGCGGGAGGAGCUGCGGGCCCGUGGGCCGGGGGACACCAAGCCCUCAAACUCCCUGAUUCCCUUCCUGUCCUUCUGGACCUCAGAGAAGGAUUCUGCCAAGGACCCUGGUAUCUCAGCGGAGGCCCCAAGGCCUGGGGUGGAGCCAGAACUGAGGCCGGAGGGCCGCCGCAGCCUGCGCAUGGGGGCCGUGUUCCCCAGAGUGCUCACUGCCGCCGCUGCCCCUGCAGAAGCUCCUCCUGCUAAGCCUGGCUCACACACGCUGCGCCCCCGGAGCUUCCCGUCCCCCACCAAGUGUCUCCGCUGCACCUCGCUGAUGCUGGGCCUGGGCCGCCAGGGGCUGGGCUGUGAUGCCUGCGGCUACUUCUGUCACUCAACCUGUGCCCCACAGGCCCCACCCUGCCCUGUGCCCCCUGAUCUCCUUCGCAGUGCCCUGGGAGUGCACCCUGAAACAGGCACGGGCACCGCCUACGAGGGCUUCCUGGCGGUGCCACGGCCCUCGGGUGUCCGGCGGGGCUGGCAGCGGGUGUUUGCUGCCCUCAGCGACUCGCGCCUGCUGCUGUUUGAUGCUCCAGAGCCGCGGCUCAGCCCAGCCAGCGGGGCCCUCCUGCAGGCGCUGGAUCUGAGGGACCCCCAGUUCUCCGCCACUUCCGUCCUGGCCUCUGAUGUUAUCCAUGCCCAAUCCAGGGACCUACCACGCAUCUUUAGGGUGACAGCUUCCCAGCUGACAGUGCCACCAACCAUGUGCAGUGUGCUGCUGCUGGCAGAAAACGAGGGGGAGCGGGAGCGCUGGCUACAGGUGCUGGGUGAGCUGCAGCGGCUGCUGCUGGCUGCACGACCGAGGCCCCUGCCCGUGUAUACACUCAAGGAGGCCUUUGACAACGGACUACCACUGCUGCCCCGUGCACUCUGCGCUGCCAUCAUCGACCAGGAACGGCUUGCUCUGGGCACUGAGGAGGGGCUGUUUGUGAUCCAUCUGCACAGCAACGACAUCUUCCAGGUGGGGGAGUGCCGGCGGGUGCAGCGGCUGGCUGUGAGCUCCACUGCAGGCCUGCUGGUUGUGCUGUGCGGCCGUGGCCCCAGUGUGCGCCUCUUCACCCUGGCCGACCUGGAGAGUGUGGAGGCAGUGGGCACCAAGAUCCCUGAGUCUCGAGGCUGCCAGGCACUGGCAGCCGGGCGCAUCCUGCAGGCCCGCACCCCCGUGCUCUGUAUAGCUGUCAAGCGCCAAGUGCUGUGCUACCAGCUAGGCCCAGGUCCUGGGCCCUGGCAGCACCGCAUCCGUGAGCUGCAGGCACCCGCACCUGUUCAGAGCCUGGGGCUGCUGGGUGACCGGCUGUGUGUGGGUGCUGCUGGUGCCUUCACACUCUACCCACUGCUCAACGAGGCUGCGCCCUUAGCACUGGGGGCCGGUCUGGUGCCUGAGGAGCUGCCACCGUCCCGUGGGGGCCUGGGAGAGGCGCUCGGCACUGUGGAGCUCAGCCUCAGUGAAUUCCUGCUGCUCUUCACCACUGCCGGAGUCUACGUGGAUGGUGCUGGCCGCAAAUCUCGUGGCCAUGAGCUGCUGUGGCCAGCAGCGCCCACAGGCUGGGGUUACGCAGCCCCCUACCUGACAGUGUUCAGCGACAAUUCCAUCGAGGUGUUUGACGUGAGGAGAGCAGAGUGGGUCCAGACUGUGCCGCUCAAGAAGGUGCGGCCCCUGAAUCCAGAGGGUUCCCUGUUCCUCUACGGCACCGAGAAGGUCCGCCUGACCUACCUCAGGAACCGGCUGGCAGAGAAGGACGAGUUCGACAUCCCCGACCUCACCGACAACAGCCGGCGCCAGCUGUUCCGCACCAACAGCAAGCGCCGCUUCUCCUUCCGCGUGUCGGAGGAGCAGCAGAAGCAGCAGCGCAGGGAGCUGCUGAAGGAUCCUUUCGUGCGCUCCAAGCUCAUCUCUCCGCCCACCAACUUCAACCACCUAGUGCACGUGGGCCCUUCCAAUGGGAGGCCCAGCGCCAGGGACCUGCCGCGGGCACCAGAAGAGAGAGGCCGAGGUGCCCGCAGUUCCGGCCCGCAGCGGCCCCACAGCUUCUCCGAGGCGUCGCGGCGCCCAGCCUCCACAGGCAGUGUCGACCUCGCUGGAGAAGCAGACCCCAUGAAGAGGAAACCUUGGACAUCUCUGUCCAGCGAGUCUGUGUCCUGCCGCCAGGGAUCCCUGAGCCCCGCCGCCUCUCUAACGCAGGUCUCAGAACGACCCCGGAGCCUCCCCCCAGCUCCUGAAUCAGAGAGUUCCCCUUGAUGCCCUCUGGAAGGGUCCACCCCAAUCCCAGCACAGAAAGAUAUGAGGAAGCAAAGAGUGUGAGGCGUGCCAUACUCCGGCUGGUCCGGGGCAUGUGGAAAUUUGGACUCAGGGAGGGCCUGGUCUGGGCAGUGACUGGGAGACUUGCCUGGGUUCCCAGAAUUUGGGGGUCCUGACUCCCAGCCCUCAUCCCGCCUUCCCCUUCUGCUCCCAGCCCCAGCCUGUUCUAGCUGCUGGGAAUAGAGUGGCACUUCAUUUGUCCUGGUGUCCAGAGGUGAUUGUGCCAAAGCUCUUAGAAUGAGGGAUAGAGAAGGACUGGGUUCCUGGGAGCAGGUCAGGGGUCUUGUCUGUGGACUGUCUGGCCCCCAGCUGGGGCCAAGAUGAGAUCUGUAUGGGUCUCUGCUCAGGGCCAGGGUGGGAAAGACAGGCUCUGAUCCAGAGGAAAGGAGGAUAGAGAAAGAGGGGGAAGGAUGUAGGUGAAGGAGGUGAGAGAGAGGCAAGGGGGAGAGAGGAGGUGGAGGAAGAGGUGAUGGGAAGUAGAAGGAGACAGAAGCUAUCCAGAGGAGGAGAGAGGGACGAAGGAGUGAUGUAGAGGAGGACCAGGGAGAGACAGGGGAGAGGGACGGGAGGAGAGCAGACCCGGGGUCCUUUCUCUGGGGAGGAGCUUGGUGAGAUUGGGAAGAGAGGGGCACAGUGGGGACUGCCUUUGUCAGCUAAUCCGCCCAGAGGGGAAGAUAAUUCCUAGGCAGGGACGAGAUGGGGAGGGUAUUUAUAAGGGCUUCUUGGUGGGAGUUGGGCACCUGGCGGGGGGCCACUGGAGGGUCUCUAGACACACACUGGCCCUUCCUAGAAAGGGGGCUCCUUUUUCUCGAAGCUUCAACCAACUCUGUAUUAGGGGAACUUAGGGGGCAUUUUAUUAUUGAUCACAGUCAUUAUUAUUGUUAUUAUAUUACUGUUUUUAUUAAACCUCCCCCUACUAAAGUGUGGGGGGCAAAAUAAGUAUUUAUCUUCUCAAAUGCCACAUUCCCAGGAGGGAUAGACUCUAAUGUUCUAUGAGGCAGCAAGAAACCAAUAAAGACAACUUUGUAAGCUGCUGG